GAAAAAAUCUUACAUCGUGAUCUAGGCGUUGUGCUGUCAACUUCACAAAACAGAAAAGUGUACAAACUGAAAUUAUGUGUAUGUAAACGGAUUAAUAAAAGAUGGGAGGACUCUUUUCUUCAAAGGGAAAAGAGAAAAAGGCAGAAUCAAGAGUUACAGAACAAGACAAAGCAGUAUUGCAAUUAAAGCAACAAAGGGACAAACUAAAGCAAUACCAAAAGAAGAUCAAUGUACAGAUAGAAAAAGACAGAAAUGUGGCUAAACAACUGCUGCAUGAUGGGAGAAAAGAUAAAGCUAAGUUAAUGUUGAGAAAGAAAAAGUUCCAGGAGUCAUUACUGGAGAAGACUGAUGGACAGUUAGAUAACAUAGACAGAAUGGUGACUGAUUUAGAAUUUGCUCAAGUUGAAAGCCAGGUUGUUCAAGGACUUAAAGUAGGCAAUGAAUCCCUGAAAAAAUUACAUCAGCUGCUGUCACUAGAAGAUGUUGAAAAGAUAAUGGAUGAAACCAGAGAAGGAAUAGAAUACCAACAGGAAAUAGAUGAUCUAUUAUCAGGAGGACUUUCAGCUCAAGAUGAAGAUGAUGUGUUAGCAGAACUUGACGCUAUUGUACAGGCUGAAGUAACAGAUGAACUACCUGAUGUACCAGACGAUGAACUUCCUGAAGAGAAAAGGAAAGACAAAGCCAGGAAAGAGAAAAGACAAGCAGAAGCCCUUGCAUCAUGACACAUGGACAAUGAUAGUGUAUUUUCUUUUAAACUAUUACCUAUAUAAACAAAAACUAUAGAAUGAAACGAAAGAUGACUUGUAGUCGCACUGAAAAUUAAAAUUACAGCACUAAAGGAUAUUUUUCCAAGUGCUCUUGAAAAUGCAUAAUCAAAGACUUAUUUAACCAUUUUCAUUUGAUAAUUUGGUGUAAAGGUUUGUCUUUAUAACCUGAAACAUAAAGUUUCAUAAAAAAACUUGUUUUCGCUUUAUGGUAUUUAUUACAUGUAGAAAACAAUAUGUUAAGAGUUUUGUCUUUUUAUUUAUCAGAAAAACCUAUAUAUGAAUUGAUUUAUUUGUUUGUAAAUUAUGUGAGUUGCAUGUUAUAUAUAAACUUCAAAUAAUAUAUUUAACUUAAGAAUUUUUAUAAAAAAGAAAUUAAAUAAACUGAAUUAUUUACUAUUGUAAAGUUAGGCGGAUUAUCUCCCUUUAUAUUUUUAAAAUAACAGAUUUUUCCCUUUAAGGGGGCUCGCGGGUCUA
Molecule: messenger RNA, 1241 nt
Organism: Mytilus trossulus (common blue mussel)
Lineage: Eukaryota; Metazoa; Mollusca; Bivalvia; Mytilida; Mytilidae
Product: charged multivesicular body protein 6-A-like
Exons: 8
Coding region: 102-722 (206 amino acids)
Biological process (GO): late endosome to vacuole transport via multivesicular body sorting pathway; vesicle budding from membrane
Cellular component (GO): multivesicular body; ESCRT III complex
Source: RefSeq, a predicted model, not a curated record